AUGGCAGCCAUCACAGCAGAGCAAUUGUUGAGCAGCAAACCCAGAGGAGAUUCUACCUCGGAUUCGGCGGCGUCACGCCCGGUCCCCUUGAUCUGCAGCAUCUGUCCCAAGAAUACCAACUUCUCCGAUGUCUCCCAUCUGCUCACACAUAUCUCCUCCAAAGGCCAUCUGUCCAACAUGUUCAAGCUCGAUAUUGCCAGAUACACCGACCAAGGUGCCCGAGAGAAGUUGGAAGAAUACCAAGCAUGGUUCGAUGAAUUCAACAUUCGUGAGCUCCUGCAGAGCAGAAGCGAGAAUAGAAUUCAGAAGGGCAGUGUUGGUCGAAGCCGCAAUGGCAGCAGCACGCGCGGUGGAACCCCGACCGUUGGCCUCCGCGGCGGACGGACAUCAUUGCGAGUUCGUGACGACUCAAAGUUGACAACCCGUACGGAUUCUAUCAAAUGCACACCCGAGGAUGACAUCGACUUAAUCUCAGACUUCAAGCCUUCAUCACAUGCACAUGCCCAGCAGCAUUGGCGUCAAAACAAUGUCGCUCAAUCUUGGUCCGAUCUACCUUCUUGGAAUGGUGCUUACUAUGGUUCUGGUUUUCAGCAGGAGCUCGGCUUUGGCAUUGACCAGCCGGAUGCGGAUGCGGAUGAGAAUGAUGAUGAUGAGGAGGAGGAGGAGGCUGACACUGUGUCCAAAUAUGAGCCAUCCGAUAAUGAAGACGAAGAACUGGGGAGCACAAGCAUCAUCCCCUCCGAUGACACAAUGAACACCACGAUGCACGACGCAGAUGUUCAAGCGGCAUUGGACAUCUUAGACAUCGAGGAACGUGAGCGUCUCCAUUUCAGAAAGUAUCUGAAAGGAGAUAUUGCCUCACUCGAGGGAGUCGGUGGGUUUGAUGCGGCUCCAGAGGAGCAACGCCGUAAGCGAAAUCAGAAGAAGGACCCUUCUGUCCUAGUCCAUAUGGAGGCUAGUUCUAAGGCUGUUCGAACUCUCGAACAGGUGACAGAUUUGAACUUCAAUCAUGUCCGCUGGCGUGAUGUAUACGACGAACCUUCCGUUGCCGGAAGCGAAAAUGAUGACGAGCCUAAGCCACCCAAGAAAAGGCGUCGAUCUCCAAAGAAGACUCGCGGAAGGCCUGGUAGACCUCGAGCUAUCAAAGUCGAACGGGCCACAUCACGAGACUCAAGCUUUGCCCCUGCCACUCGUGGUCGUGGAAGGGGUCGCGCAGCAAGGAUCACACGUCAAGCCUCCAUUCAUUCUACAGCACCGAGGCCGUCUUCUACCCAGGGAUCUUCUCUGCCUACCAUGCCCACUUUGAGAUUGGAUCGCUCCACACGAACAAACUUCAGCUCAAUCUCGAAUUUUGGUGCUCCUGGCCAUGUCCGUGUAGGCAAUCGCGUGGUUGAUGUGUUCAGAGACAAUAUGGAUACUAUGCCAAGUGCGACCGACUUUCCUGCGAUCCAGCGACAGCAGGAUGGUCUUCCCGAUUUGACACUGCGUCCUGGAAACACCAAUUUGUCUCUUUUGUCUCCAACUCCUAUGCUGAAACGCCACACACCAAGUCGUCUUUUCCCAAGCAAAGAGAACAGCCGCAGUUCCUUUCAGACUCCACCCACAACCUCAAACCCAUAUCUGAGCAACAUGGAUUCCCUUAAUGAAAGCUCGUUCAAUCCACUCUGCGUACAAUCUCAGGAAAGUGCUCAUGUUCAAGGUUACUCAACCUGGAAAGAGGACACAAAGCUACACGCGGCGGGUUUCCAGCCAAUUAAUACUCAACCGGGUUUCAAUUCUUUGCAUCUUACUUCUCAUAACAACGACAACUACUAUUCGCCUCAUUAGACCCACAGUCUGAAUGAAACUUACGACAUUUGAUUUUCGAGAGGUUUCGUCCCAUGAUUUGCAGGAGACUAUUUUCAUCGCGUUGAUCAGGCAAAUUUUCGAC
Messenger RNA from Truncatella angustata, 1930 nucleotides. RefSeq lists its product as uncharacterized. Lineage: Eukaryota; Fungi; Ascomycota; Sordariomycetes; Amphisphaeriales; Sporocadaceae. The transcript has 5 exons. The record is from RefSeq and is a predicted model, not a curated record. The coding region runs from base 1 to 1827 and encodes 608 amino acids.